Messenger RNA from Anoplophora glabripennis (Asian longhorned beetle), 1026 nucleotides. RefSeq names its product 15-hydroxyprostaglandin dehydrogenase [NAD(+)]-like. Gene Ontology annotation, cellular component: cytoplasm. The record is from RefSeq and is a predicted model, not a curated record. The transcript is spliced from 5 exons. Gene Ontology annotation, molecular function: oxidoreductase activity, acting on the CH-OH group of donors, NAD or NADP as acceptor. Lineage: Eukaryota; Metazoa; Arthropoda; Insecta; Coleoptera; Cerambycidae. Bases 54 to 848 code for a protein of 264 amino acids.
UUAAGUUCGAUAUUACUUAGUUUUCAUUGAAGCGCUGUGAAGGCAACAAUAUAAUGGACUUCGAACUAAAUGGAAAAGUAGUUUUAGUGACAGGUGGGCUUUCUGGAAUAGGUCUCCAGUUUGCGAAGGAGCUUCUUCGAGCUGGUGUUAAAGGGGUAACUCUAGCAGACGUAAAUCCCAACCAGGCCCAAACAGUUUUAUCUGAUAUAGAAGAAGAGUUUGGCUCCAACAGAGCAUUGUUUGUAAAAACAGAUGUGAGCGAUAUCGAACAAUUUGAGAAUGCGUUUAAGAAAACUAUAGCAACAUUCAAGCAUGUUGACGUUUUAAUAAAUAACGCUGGUGUUAGCAACGACAAGAUGUGGCAAAAGGAAGUUGCAAUAAAUGUUAAUGGUGUGAUAAACGGAAUCAUUUUGGGCCUAGAAAAGUAUUUGCCUAAAUACAGACAAGGACCCCAAGCCGUCAUUCUCAAUGUCUCCUCCGUAGCCGGUAUUUUAGCGGUUCCAAGUAAUCCGAUAUAUUCUGGAACUAAGGCAGCCAUCGCCCAUAUGACUAGAUGCUGGGGUGAUCCGCAUCACUAUACAAGAACCAAGGUCAAAGUGUUUGCAGUUUGUCCAGGAAUGACUGCAACACCACUAAUAGCUACUCUAAAAGAAACAACUUUAGGAGAAGCGUAUUGUAGCUGGUUUGACAGUAACCUGGACGCAUUUCCAUCACAAGAACCUGAACACGUGGCUCGAGAAGGAAUAAAACUUAUACAGUCUUGCCCUAAUGGAACUAUUUGGGUGGUUGAAAACGGCCAAUCAGCCUACCAGUACGUUUUUCCGGAGAGGGAAACAAUGCAGAAGUAAAUUUUAUGGAACUAUUCUCUUAUGGUACUAUACAAGGAAAAGUACCUAUUUUUUGAUAUUUAAAACAAGUUGUUUUAUAUUAAUAUUUUUAAUAAUUGAUAUAUACUUUUAAAGCACAAUAUUUCAGUUCACUUUUAUUUUCACAGGUGAUUUAUUCUUAUUUAAUACAGAGUGUACA